AUGGUUCUAUUUACAUUGGUUUUCUUUCUAAUUCCUUCCUCACUUCAAACUACUGCUGGCAUUGUUGUUAAACAACAAGGUGCUCUCUAUCAUCAUGAAAGCGAUAUAGUUUCGCACGGAAACUUUGAAGAGUAUGCUUACAACACAUUAGAGUCAACAAACAUUGCCUCAUUCUUUGUCAACAAACAAUCUGAGUGUCCAUUGAAGUGUGUCAGCGAUCCAAAAUGUUAUUCGUGCAACGUUGCUGCGUACCCUGACUCUAAAGGACUUUACCUUUGUGAUCUUCUAGCUACUGACAAGUACAGGGAAAAAGCGAAAUUCAUCCCUGAUGCUUUCUUUCAUCACUUCGCUAUUUGGGUGAGUUCAAAUUUAUUCAGUCUUCAUUGGAGUAACAAUAAAUUGCAAAGUGCCAUUUUUUCGGCUCAAUCGACGUUUGGACCGAGUCCUUUUGGCAUUAGGGAUCCGAAAGUAACCUACUGCUUUGCUAACAGAUGUGUAUUAGAAAAAGCUACGUAAGCCAUUUAAUACAAACUCUUCGAACGUAAACACCCAUGAAACUAUUUAACUACAGACCUUUCUUUCUCUCGAUACUUUAGAGUCUAUGUCAUCAAGAACCUUGUAAGAACAACGGUGACUGUAUUCCUGAUUACCAACUGAACUCUUACAGCUGUCAUUGUAAUCUGGGACAUUUUGGAAUUCACUGUGAAAAUACAGGUAAGUGAAAACCAAACUCAUUAAAGUGUUCUUUCGUUUGGUAAUGCUGUAACUUGUUUACACGCGUUCAUGCGUUCCAUAUCAAGGUUGCAAAUAAUGGAUUUUGAGGUGAUGGAAAAAAACCGGAGUUUUCGUCGAAAUUGGUCUUGAGAUUACCGUUAAUCUUGUGGUGAGGGGAAAUUUUGGUCCAUUGUCUGUGGAAUCCUAUAGUUAUGGUCGCUUUGUUGAUGCAUAAAAUGGUUAACGCUAUGAUCAUCAAGUACUCUCUACCGUCCCUUGAUGCAACAGCAAGAAAUGAAAAGAGUCGUUGGGCUGCCUCUUUGUUGAAGUGCUGUUAAGUCGUUUAUUUAUUUAUUUGUAUUUAUAGAGAGAAGGGAAAGGAAGGGGGAGCGAUAGUGACCAAAAAACAAAAAAAUGGAAAUAAUGGAGGAGGGUAGGAAGAACCUGGACAAUCUCGAUUAAACAAUCAGUGUCAUACGUGAAGAAACUUUCUGUGCUAUGGUAAAUCCAAGCUAAAAUUCUGCCAUUAGGAUAUAAAAACUCUGCAUCUUGUUUACUGGCUUAAGUUAUUCACGUUCACUGAACUGAGCUAACUGAGCUAAGAGCAGAAAUUCUGCAUUUGCUGCUAUACAUCAUCCAAAACCCACGGCACUGAGCAAAGAAGCAGAAAUUUUACAUGAUUUCCUAAAUUCUAUAAUUAUAAAUCUACUGGCGAAUAUUCAGGAUGAGAAAAUUAGGCGUUUUGUUUAUAUCAACUAAAAAUAAAUAAUAAGCUGAAAUUCACUACAAUGAUUUAUACAAACAUAUACACAUACAUACACCACAUUACAGGUGGCCAUUGCGACGUUUGAAGGAAGCCUAUAUUAAGAGUCCCCUUAAAAAAAUAUAGUUAUGAGAACAACACAAGCUGCCCAGUUUUCAGUGGCAGUAAGCUUAAUUUGACAUCAGUAAAGAGGCCAUUGACUAUCAGAAAUUCAGUUUUUGCCCAAAAGCCUUCUAAGAGAGAUGCAAAUUUUCUGCAUUAUUCAUUUGUUGUAGUGUUGUUAGUGGAUUGACCUGACAAUAAUCAAGGCCAUGCAGAAUUUUUGCAUCUUAUUUAGGCCAAGUUGCAACAUUUGUGCAUCAUUCAUGUGUCGGAGUCGCUCUAAGGUAUUCAUAGUUCUGCAGCUGCUUGGACUUAAGAUUAGAAUGCCUUUUUUGACUGCAUAAAUUUAGGCCAUUAUGACUCCAUGCAUUACCCCUAAUUUGUCACGCAGAAUUUUAAUGUAAUAGUCUCUUCUAACCCUAACCCUAACCCUAACCCUAACCCUAACCUAACCUAACCUAACCUAACCCUAACCCUAACCACUCCCCCCCGCCCCCACCACCACCAUUACAAAAAAAAAAGUAUUCUAGUUGGAUUGCGUUUCAUUAGAUUAGUUAGGUCUUUCUAUAAUGGACUGUUACCAGGGCCGCACAUAAGCAAAAGGUUGCUUUGAUCUGCGUGUGUCCUCUACUUUAUUAAUGAGAAAUGCGGAUCUCGCUUUUUGUUGCUCUACGAUUUGCACCUUGAGUUUAUGUUGUGUGACUCGGCCGCCCAUGCUUUCAAACCUGUCGUUUACCGGCCUGCUUUGCGGUACAUACCGGUAGAGAUAUUUCAAGCAGAAAAAUCCAAAAGUUUAGACAGAUAAUAAAUUUCGGAAUUUAAUUUGGUUUCAAAGUUUAGCUAGAGCUCAGUUAGAGAAGACUAGUUUUGACUGAUAAAUUAUCUAACACUGAUUUCUGCUAGGUAAAACCUGCAGUGAAAUAAAGAUUCAGAGUCUAAACAUCCAAAGUGGGCCUUGUGUAAUUGACCCUGAUGGAGAAGGAGGCUACGAACCUUUCACCGUCCAUUGUGACAUGACUGACAAGAGUGGAGUUGGCGUGACAGUCGUUGGUCACGACAGUGAAGAUAGAAUUCUGGUAAAUGGAACUGAACCCAAAGGAAGUUACGCACGUGACAUUACUUAUAUUGGGACGGGCCUAAGGGGCAUUGCACAGUUAACUGGGCUUUCCGUUGUCUCUCUAAAUUGUGAGCAGUUCAUCAAGUACGAAUGUGCAGGAAGCAGACUUCUCGCAAACGGGAAUUCAUUUGGCUGGUGGGUAUCACGUGAUAAUGUUCAAAUGACGUAUUGGGGUGGAACCGCACCCGGUGAUUCCAACAAAUGCGCAUGCGGACUGACGAGUUCGUGUGCAGACAGCAGCAAAGGAUGCAACUGCGAUAAGAACGAUCUUGUCUUGCGUGAGGACAGCGGUCUUCUCAAUGAAAAAUCUCACCUUCCUGUGCUACAGUUAAGAUUUGGAGAUACGGCUGGAGUUAAUGAACAUGGUUAUCACACCUUGGGAAAGUUUAUAUGUUACGGUAUUGCAUAA
Molecule: messenger RNA, 3105 nt
Organism: Porites lobata
Lineage: Eukaryota; Metazoa; Cnidaria; Anthozoa; Scleractinia; Poritidae
Source: the annotation of a GenBank genome assembly